AUGGUUGGGAAUGAGUCUGGGAAUCGGUCUCGGACUCAGGUCGGCAGCCGACAAUUGAUUGAAAAGGUUUCUUCCCCGUUUUAUGUGACGAAUUUUCCUGUUGAUUUCGGAGUGAAGGAAUUAUGGGAUGCAUGUGUGAAGGUGGGGAUUGUGGUUGAUGUUUACAUUGCAAAGAAGCUAUCCAAAUUAGGUAAACAUUUUGCCUUUGUUCGUUUCAUUAAAGUGUCAGAUGAGAAACUGUUGGAAAGUAAGAUUAGAGAUAUUUGGUUGGGUUCAUACCAUCUAUUUGCUUCAGUAGCACGUUUUCAACAAGAACUUGAUUAUACGGGGCUGUCUAAUUCACAUGUGCAUGGUGAUCAGGUGGUGUCGAAACUUAAUGGGCAGGGGCUUGGAUCCUAUGUGACUGUGGUUAUGGGGGGCAAGGGUAUGCAUGGGAUGAAAGGGCCUAAACCUAAUGUUUGUACUUUGUCUGGGAAAUCUGUCCUUAAAGGCUUCGGUGUUUGCGAAAAUCAGGGAUAUUAG
This is a messenger RNA of Lactuca saligna, 522 nucleotides long. Lineage: Eukaryota; Viridiplantae; Streptophyta; Magnoliopsida; Asterales; Asteraceae. The record is from the annotation of a GenBank genome assembly.